CCGAUUUCCAAUAACCAAGAAUAUGUAUAGUAGCAAAAAAAUAAAAUAAACCCUUUAUCAAAUCCCAAAUCUAGAGAGAGAGAGAGUGAGAAGAUAAACCCUUUGAUGUCCACAUUCUCUUGUCAUUUCUUCUUCUUCUUAAUCUUCAUCUCUCAGAAAACGACUUAGUUUCUUAACCAUCUCCACUUGCUUUAAUGGACUUUGAAGAAGAAAUUAAUCUUCACGAGGAAGAAGAAGAAGACGCCCUUUACGACUCUCCUCCUCUUCCUCCACCCUCCCGCGUCCUCAAGGCCUCCACUGAAAGUCCUGACACCGCCGGAACAACCUCAACCGGCGAAGGAGGAUUUAUGGUGGUUCACGGCGGUUCUUCCCUCGGAGGGGGAGGCAGGUUUAGAUUCCGUGAGUGUCUCAAGAACCAAGCGGUGAACAUAGGAGGACACGCGGUGGAUGGCUGUGGCGAGUUUAUGCCGGCUGGAAUCGAAGGUACCAUCGAAGCCCUAAAAUGCGCCGCUUGUGGCUGUCACCGUAACUUCCACCGCAAGGAAUCACUUUACUUCCACCACCACCACGCGCCGCCGCAACAGCAGCAUCAUCCUCCUCCUCCGGGAUUCUACCGUCUUCCAGCUCCUGUGAGUUACCGACCACCACCGUCACAAGCUCCUCCCCUCCAGCUCGCUCUUCCUCAAAGAGAGAGGUCAGAAGAUCGAAUGGAGACUUCUUCAGCGGAGGCAGGAGGGAUUAGGAAGAGGUUUAGAACUAAAUUCACGGCAGAGCAGAAGGAGAGGAUGUUAGGUUUAGCUGAGAGGAUUGGAUGGAGGAUUCAGAGACAAGAUGAUGAAGUGAUUCAAAGGUUUUGCCAAGAGACUGGUGUUCCGAGACAAGUUCUUAAGGUUUGGUUACAUAACAACAAACACACUCUUGGUAAGUCGUCGUCGCCACCACUUCAUCAUCAUCAGAAUCCAACUCUUCCUCCACAGUCUUCGUCGUUUCAUCAUGAACAAGACCAACCAUGAAUCAUGCAUGAGUUUCUUGAUCACUACUAGGGUUUUAAGUUAGCUGAUUAAUUACUUAAAAUAUUUGAGAAGAUUUUAUUUUUUAAUUUAUGUACUCAUUUUGGUAUUUUCAUGUUGAUGUUGUUGCUGAUGAUCUUUCUGGUUAAUUACGUUUUUCAUUUUGAACUUCUAAAAUAUCUUAUUAAACA
Brassica napus (rape) is the source of this 1201-nucleotide messenger RNA. Its product is annotated as zinc-finger homeodomain protein 1-like. NCBI's taxonomy places the organism in Eukaryota, Viridiplantae, Streptophyta, Magnoliopsida, Brassicales, Brassicaceae. The record is from RefSeq and is a predicted model, not a curated record. Gene Ontology annotation, biological process: regulation of developmental process; regulation of DNA-templated transcription. Gene Ontology annotation, cellular component: nucleus. Gene Ontology annotation, molecular function: DNA-binding transcription factor activity; transcription cis-regulatory region binding. The transcript has a single exon. The coding region runs from base 195 to 1013 and encodes 272 amino acids.